GAGUCCCACUUUUGCGGGCAGGAGGAGCGGGGCGCGGAGGGGGGAGCAGAGUUCCUGGAAGGAGCAGCAGCCCCACAACAUGGCCUCUUCCUCCUUCUCUCUAGCUGGAGCGGAGAGCACCCCUCCUGCGCAGGGUGACUAUGGAUCCUACUCUUCACAAAGCUCUAGAAAGUCUGAUGCCAAUGCAAGUUACUUGAGAGCAGCUCGAGCUGGACACUUAGAAAAGGCCCUUGACUACAUAAAAAACGGGGUUGACAUCAACAUUUGCAAUCAGAAUGGGUUGAACGCUCUCCAUCUUGCUUCCAAAGAAGGCCAUGUAGAAGUUGUUUCUGAACUACUACAGAGAGAAGCCAAUGUGGAUGCAGCUACAAAGAAAGGAAACACAGCAUUGCACAUAGCAUCAUUGGCAGGACAAGCUGAAGUAGUAAAGGUCUUGGUUACAAAUGGAGCCAAUGUCAAUGCUCAAUCUCAGAAUGGUUUCACUCCACUGUAUAUGGCAGCCCAGGAAAACCACCUGGAAGUUGUCAAGUUUCUUCUUGACAAUGGUGCCAGCCAGAGCUUGGCCACAGAGGAUGGCUUCACACCAUUGGCAGUAGCUUUGCAACAAGGUCACGAUCAAGUAGUUUCACUCUUGCUAGAAAACGACACGAAAGGAAAAGUGCGCCUCCCAGCUCUGCAUAUCGCUGCCCGAAAAGAUGAUACGAAAGCGGCCGCCCUGCUGCUGCAGAAUGACAACAACGCAGACGUGGAGUCGAAGAGUGGCUUCACUCCACUCCACAUAGCUGCUCACUAUGGAAAUAUCAAUGUAGCCACGUUGCUGUUAAACCGAGCGGCGGCUGUGGAUUUCACCGCAAGGAACGACAUCACUCCUUUGCACGUUGCGUCAAAAAGAGGAAAUGCCAAUAUGGUAAAACUACUGCUUGAUCGAGGAGCUAAAAUUGAUGCCAAAACAAGGGAUGGUCUGACGCCGCUACAUUGUGGAGCAAGGAGUGGCCAUGAGCAGGUAGUGGAAAUGUUACUUGAUCGAGCUGCCCCCAUUCUUUCAAAAACCAAGAAUGGAUUGUCUCCACUGCACAUGGCCACACAAGGGGAUCAUCUAAACUGCGUCCAACUUCUUCUCCAGCAUAACGUGCCUGUGGACGACGUCACCAAUGACUACCUGACCGCCCUGCAUGUGGCUGCCCACUGUGGCCAUUACAAAGUUGCCAAGGUUCUCUUGGACAAGAAAGCUAACCCAAAUGCCAAAGCCCUGAAUGGCUUUACCCCUCUUCAUAUUGCCUGCAAGAAGAAUCGAAUUAAAGUAAUGGAACUUCUUCUGAAACACGGUGCAUCCAUCCAAGCUGUAACCGAGUCGGGCCUUACCCCUAUCCAUGUUGCUGCCUUCAUGGGGCAUGUAAGUAUCGUAUCACAACUAAUGCAUCAUGGAGCCUCACCAAACACCACCAACGUGAGAGGAGAAACAGCGCUGCACAUGGCAGCUCGAUCGGGCCAAGCUGAAGUUGUGCGGUAUCUGGUACAAGAUGGAGCUCAGGUAGAAGCUAAAGCUAAGGAUGACCAAACCCCACUCCACAUUUCAGCCAGACUGGGGAAGGCAGACAUAGUACAACAGCUGCUGCAGCAAGGAGCUUCCCCAAAUGCAGCCACGACUUCUGGGUACACCCCACUUCAUCUUGCAGCCCGAGAGGGGCACGAGGACGUAGCCGCCUUCCUUUUGGAUCAUGGCGCAUCUCUAUCUAUAACUACAAAGAAAGGAUUUACUCCCCUUCAUGUGGCAGCAAAAUAUGGGAAACUUGAAGUAGCCAAUCUCCUGCUACAGAAAAGUGCAUCUCCGGAUGCUGCUGGGAAGAGCGGGCUAACUGCACUGCAUGUUGCUGCACAUUACGAUAAUCAGAAAGUGGCCCUUCUGCUUUUGGACCAAGGAGCCUCACCUCAUGCGGCUGCAAAGAAUGGUUAUACGCCACUGCACAUCGCUGCCAAAAAGAACCAGAUGGACAUAGCGACGACCCUGCUGGAGUAUGGUGCUGAUGCAAACGCAGUUACCCGGCAAGGAAUUGCUUCUGUCCAUCUUGCAGCUCAGGAAGGACACGUGGACAUGGUGUCGCUGCUCCUCAGCAGAAAUGCUAACGUGAACCUGAGCAAUAAGAGUGGCCUGACCCCACUUCAUCUGGCUGCUCAAGAAGACAGAGUGAAUGUGGCUGAAGUCCUUGUAAACCAAGGGGCACAUGUGGAUGCCCAGACAAAGAUGGGAUACACACCACUACAUGUGGGCUGCCACUAUGGGAACGUCAAGAUCGUCAAUUUCCUGCUCCAGCAUUCUGCAAAAGUUAAUGCCAAAACAAAGAAUGGGUACACGCCAUUGCAUCAAGCCGCUCAACAGGGACACACGCAUAUAAUAAAUGUGCUGCUUCAGAAUAAUGCCUCCCCCAAUGAACUCACUGUGAAUGGAAACACUGCCCUGGCCAUUGCCCGACGCCUUGGCUACAUCUCAGUGGUUGACACCCUGAAGGUAGUGACUGAAGAGACCAUGAUGACAACCACCAUCACAGAGAAACACAAAAUGAAUGUUCCAGAAACAAUGAAUGAAGUUCUUGAUAUGUCCGAUGAUGAAGGUGAUAGAUGCACAUGGUACAGAAUUCCCAAGGUACAAGAGUUUACGGUAAAAAGUGAAGAUGCAAUGACAGGGGACACAGACAAGUAUCUUGGGCCACAGGACCUUAAGGAGCUGGGUGAUGAUUCCCUGCCUGUAGAGGGCUACAUGGGCUUCAGUCUUGGAGCUCGAUCUGCCAGCCUCCGCUCCUUCAGUUCGGAUAGGUCUUACACUUUGAACAGAAGCUCCUAUGCUCGGGACAGCAUGAUGAUUGAAGAACUCCUUGUACCAUCCAAAGAGCAGCAUCUAACAUUCACAAGAGAGUUUGAUUCAGAUUCUCUUAGACAUUACAGCUGGGCUGCAGACACUUUGGACAAUGUCAAUCUUGUCUCAAGCCCUGUUCAUUCUGGGUUUCUGGUUAGCUUUAUGGUGGAUGCACGAGGUGGCUCCAUGAGAGGAAGUCGUCACCAUGGGAUGAGAAUCAUCAUUCCUCCACGCAAGUGUACAGCCCCCACCCGAAUCACCUGCCGUUUGGUAAAGAGACAUAAACUGGCCAACCCACCCCCCAUGGUGGAAGGAGAGGGAUUAGCCAGUAGGCUGGUAGAAAUGGGUCCUGCAGGGGCACAAUUUUUAGGCCCUGUCAUAGUGGAAAUCCCUCACUUUGGGUCAAUGAGAGGAAAAGAGAGAGAACUCAUUGUUCUUCGAAGUGAAAAUGGUGAAACAUGGAAAGAACAUCAAUUCGACAGUAAAAAUCAAGAUUUCACUGAAUUACUUAAUGGCAUGGAUGAAGAACUUGAUAGCCCAGAGGAGUUAGGGAAAAAGCGUAUCUGCAGGAUUAUUACUAAGGAUUUUCCCCAGUAUUUUGCAGUAGUUUCACGAAUUAAGCAAGAAAGCAACCAGAUUGGUCCGGAAGGUGGAAUUCUGAGCAGUACCACUGUGCCCCUCGUCCAGGCAUCUUUCCCAGAGGGGGCCUUAACCAAAAGAAUUCGAGUGGGCCUCCAGGCCCAGCCUGUUCCAGAUGAAAUUGUGAAAAAGAUCCUUGGAAAUAAAGCAACAUUUAGCCCAAUCGUCACUGUGGAACCAAGAAGAAGGAAAUUCCAUAAACCAAUCACAAUGACCAUUCCGGUGCCCCCACCUUCAGGAGAAGGCGUAUCCAAUGGGUACAAGGGGGACACCACACCCAAUCUGCGUCUUCUCUGUAGCAUUACAGGGGGCACCUCACCUGCUCAGUGGGAAGACAUCACAGGAACUACUCCUUUGACGUUUAUAAAGGAUUGUGUCUCCUUUACAACCAAUGUUUCAGCCAGGUUUUGGCUCGCAGACUGCCAUCAAGUUUUAGAAACCGUUGGGUUAGCCACGCAACUGUAUAGAGAAUUAAUAUGUGUUCCAUAUAUGGCCAAGUUUGUUGUUUUUGCCAAAAUGAAUGAUCCUGUGGAAUCCUCCCUGAGAUGUUUCUGCAUGACAGAUGACAAAGUAGACAAAACUUUAGAGCAGCAAGAGAAUUUUGAGGAAGUUGCAAGAAGCAAAGAUAUUGAGGUUCUGGAAGGAAAACCUAUUUAUGUUGAUUGUUACGGAAAUCUGGCCCCACUUACCAAAGGAGGACAGCAACUUGUUUUUAACUUUUAUUCUUUCAAAGAAAAUAGACUGCCAUUUUCCGUCAAAAUUAGAGACACCAGCCAAGAGCCCUGCGGUCGUUUGUCUUUUCUGAAAGAACCAAAGACAACAAAAGGAUUGCCUCAGACAGCUGUUUGCAACUUAAAUAUCACUCUGCCAGCACAUAAAAAGACCGAGAAAACAGAUAGACGACAGAGUUUUGCAUCUUUAGCUUUACGUAAGCGCUACAGCUACUUGACUGAACCUGGAAUGAUUGAACGGAGUGCAGGAGCAACAAGAUCCCUCCCCACCACUUACUCAUACAAGCCAUUCUUUUCUACAAGACCGUACCAGUCCUGGACAACAGCUCCGAUUACAGUGCCCGGGCCAGCCAAGUCAGGCUUCACUUCCUUAUCAAGUUCUUCCUCUAACACGCCAUCAGCUUCUCCGUUAAAAUCAAUAUGGUCUGUUUCGACUCCUUCUCCAAUCAAAUCCACACUAGGCGCCUCAACUACGUCUUCAGUUAAAUCCAUUAGUGACGUGGCAUCUCCAAUUAGAUCCUUUCGGGCAAUUGCAUCACCAAUAAAAACAGUGGCGUCGCAAUCUCCAUACAAUAUCCAAGUUUCCUCUGGUGCCCUGGUUAGAGCGCCCACAGUCACGGAGGCUGUGCCUUUAAAAGGGCUGGCAUCCAAUUCUACGUUUCCCUCUCGAACCUCUCCAGUGACUACAGCGGGGUCUCUCUUGGAAAGGUCAUCAAUUACUAUGACACCUCCUGCAUCCCCCAAGUCAAACAUUAAUAUGUAUUCCUCCAGUUUGCCAUUUAAGUCAAUUAUUACAUCAGCAGCACCACUAAUAUCAUCACCUUUAAAGUCAGUGGUGUCUCCAGCUAAAUCGGCAGUUGAUGUCAUUUCUUCAGCUAAAGUUACAAUGACAUCAUCUCUCUCAUCUCCUGUGAAACAGAUACUGGGACAUGCAGAGGUAGCAUUAGUCAAUGGCUCUAUUUCCCCUCUGAAAUAUCCAUCAUCUUCAACUUUAAUCAACGGAUGCAAAGCCACUGCCACGUUACAAGAAAAAAUUUCUACAGCUACAAACUCUGUUAGCUCUGUGGUAAACGCAGCCACUGACACAGUUGAGAAAGUGUUUUCUACCACAGCAACAAUGCCAUUUUCCCCACUCAGGUCGUAUGUUUCUUCAGCACCAUCAGCUUUUCAGUCUCUAAGAACUCCUUCCACAAGUGCACUCUAUACAUCCCUUGGGUCAUCAAUAUCUGCAACUACCUCAUCUGUAACUUCAUCAAUAAUAACAGUGCCAGUAUACUCUGUAGUCAAUGUUUUGCCAGAACCAGCAUUAAAGAAACUUCCAGACUCUAAUUCACUUACACAAUCAGCAGCAGCCUUGCUGUCACCCAUUAAAACAUUGACUACGGAGACACGUCCACAGCCCCAUUUCAGUCGAACUUCAUCUCCAGUUAAGUCAUCUUUGUUCCUUGCACCCUCUGCCCUUAAGUUGUCUACACCAUCUUCUUUAUCUUCCAGUCAGGAGAUACUAAAAGACGUGGCUGAGAUGAAAGAGGACCUAAUGCGGAUGACAGCAAUACUACAGACGGAUGUGCCUGAAGAGAAGCCAUUCCAAACUGAACCCCCAAAAGAAGGGAGAAUUGAUGAUGAAGAACCUUUCAGAAUUGUUGAGAAAGUAAAGGAAGACUUAGUAAAAGUUAGUGAAAUCCUUAAAAAGGAUGUAUGUGUAGAUAAUAAAGGAUCACCCAAAUCACCUGGGAGUGACAAAGGACAUUCUCCAGAAGACGACUGGAUAGAAUUUAGUUCAGAAGAAAUAAAAGAAGCAAGACAAGCUGCUGCAAGCCAUUCUCCGUCUCUGCCAGAAAGAGUGCAAGUAAAAGCAAAAACCACCUCUGAAAAGGAUUAUAACUUGACCAAAGUUAUUGAUUACCUAACAAAUGAUAUUGGGAGCAGUUCAUUGACAAACUUAAAGUACAAGUUUGAGGAUGCAAAGAAGGAUGGUGAAGAGAGACAGAAAAGAAUUUUAAAACCAGCCAUUGCUUUGCAGGAACAUAAACUCAAAAUGCCUCCAGCCUCCAUGAGGCCUUCCACCUCGGAGAAAGAAUUAUGUAAAAUGGCCGAUUCCUUUUUUGGAACAGAUACAAUUUUAGAGUCUCCAGAUGACUUUUCUCAACAUGACCAAGAUAAAAGUCCCUUGUCUGACAGUGGCUUUGAAACAAGAAGUGAAAAAACACCUUCAGCCCCACAAAGCGCUGAAAGCACUGGUCCUAAACCACUUUUUCAUGAAGUUCCCAUCCCUCCUGUCAUUACAGAAACGAGAACUGAAGUGGUUCAUGUUAUCAGGAGCUAUGAGCCCUCAGCGGAUGAUGUUCCUGAGUCCCAACCAGAGGAGCCCGUGUCACCCAAACCUUCACCUACUUUUAUGGAACUGGAGCCAAAGCCCACCACUUCUAGUAUUAAAGAAAAGGUUAAAGCCUUUCAGAUGAAAGCCAAUGGUGAAGAAGAUGACCACAGUCGGGUUUUGAGCAAAGGCAUGCGUGUUAAAGAAGAGACUCACAUAACCACAACCACCAGAAUGGUUUAUCAUUCUCCACCAGGCAGUGAAGGCACCUCUGAACGAAUUGAAGAAACCAUGUCAGUCCAUGACAUCAUGAAGGCCUUUCAGUCCGGGCGGGACCCUUCCAAAGAACUGGCAGGUCUGUUUGAACAUAAGUCGGCAGUGUCUCCAGAUAUUCACAAGUCUGCUGCUGAAACCUCAGCCCAGCAUGCAGAGAAGGACAACCAAAUGAAACCCAAACUGGAGCGUAUAAUAGAAGUCCACAUCGAAAAAGGUAACCAAGCUGAGCCCACUGAAGUCAUUAUUAGAGAAACCAAAAAGCAUCCAGAAAAGGAAAUGUAUGUAUAUCAGAAAGACUUAUCCCGGGGAGAUAUUAACCUAAAAGAUUUUCUGCCAGAAAAACACGAUGCUUUUCCUUGUUCAGAGGAACAGGGUCAACAAGAAGAAGAAGAACUUACUGCUGAGGAGUCAUUGCCGUCUUAUCUGGAAUCUUCCAGAGUAAACACUCCUGUGUCCCAAGAAGAAGAUAGUCGUCCUAGUUCUGCUCAACUCAUAUCUGAUGACUCUUAUAAAACAUUGAAGCUUUUGAGUCAACACUCAAUAGAAUACCAUGACGAUGAGUUGUCAGAACUAAGAGGGGAGUCUUACAGGUUUGCUGAAAAGAUGCUUCUGUCAGAAAAGCUAGAUGUGUCUCAUUCUGAUACUGAGGAAUCAGUUACAGACCAUGCAGGACCCCCUAGCUCAGAGUUACAGGGGUCUGAUAAGCGGUCCAGAGAAAAAGUAGCCACUGCCCCCAAAAAAGAAAUCCUCUCCAAAAUCUAUAAAGAUGUGUCUGAAAAUGGGGUAGGUAAAGUGUCUAAAGAUGAGCAUUUUGAUAAAGUGACAGUGUUGCACUAUUCUGGCGAUGUUAGUAGUCCAAAACAUGCCAUGUGGAUGCGCUUUACUGAGGACAGAUUAGACAGAGGUAGAGAGAAGUUGCUAUAUGAAGAUAGGGUGGACAGGACUGUGAAGGAGGCUGAAGAAAAACUGACUGAAGUGUCACAGUUUUUUCGUGACAGAACCGAAAAGUUAAAUGAUGAACUGCAGUCCCCAGAGAAAAAGCCACGCCCUAAAAAUGGCAAAGAAUACUCUUCUCAAAGCUCUACCAGUAGCAGCCCUGAGAAAGUACUGCUGAUGGAACCGUUGGCAUCCAGUGAUGAGUGGGUUAAGGCAAGACAGCAUGGCCAUGAUGGACAAAGCUUCCCCACAGCUGAAGAGAGGGAAGCACCCAGUCUACCCAGCAGCCCAGAGAAGAAGUUUCUUUCCCAACAGACUGAGGAUGGCAAGUCCACAGUGGAAGACAAAGAAACUGUUUCACAGAGCAAAGCACCAGAAGGGCCCCAGUCUGGGUUUCAGCUCAAACAAUCUAAACUCAGUUCCAUUAGAUUAAAAUUCGAACAAGGCAUACAUGCAAAAAAUAAGGACAUGUCUCAAGAAGACAAAAAACCAGAUGGCCAAUCCAGAAUCCCAGUUAAAAAAAUACAGGAGAGCAAGCUACCCGUCUACCAAGUUUUUGCUAGAGAAAAACAGCAGAAGGCAAUAGACCUCUCCGAUGAAAGUGUAUCUGUGCAAAAAGAUUUUAUGGUAUUAAAAACUAAAGACGAGCAUGUCCAAAGCAGUGAAAUUGUUGUGAAUGAUUCUGGCCCUGAUGAUGUGAAAAAACAGAGAACUGAAAUGUCAAGUAAAGCAAUGCCUGACUAUUUUCCUGAGCAACAGUCUAAAGACUUGGCAUGUCAUGUAACCUCAGAUUUAGCAACUAAGGGACCAUGGGACAAAAAGGUUUUCAGAACAUGGGAAGGUUCUGGAGCUACUAACAAUAAGUCACAGAAAGAAAAACUUUCGCAUGUGCUUGUUCAUGAUGUAAGAGAGAAUCACGUUGCGUACCCUGAGAAUAAAAGUGUUGAUCAAAAGAGUGAAUUUAUGUCUGUGACUGAGAGAGAACACAAAUUGUUAACAAAUGGCUCUCUCUCAGAAAUUAAGGAAAUGACUGUAAAAUCUCCCUCCAAACAAGUUUUAUAUAGGGAAUAUGUUGUUAAGGACGGGGAACAUCCAGGUGGAUCUCUUGAUCAGCCUUCCAGGAGAAGUGAGAGCUCAGCAGUGUCGCACAUUCCGGUCAGAGUUGCUGAUGAGAGGAGAAUGCUGUCUUCUAAUAUUCCUGAUGGUUUUUGUGAGCAGUCGACGUUUCCGAAACAUGAACUGUCACAAAAAUUAUCCCAAUCAAGUAUGAGUAAAGAGACAGUUGAGACACAGCACUUUAAUUCUGUAGAAGAUGAAAGAGUUACCUAUUCAGAAAUCAGCAGAGUUUCCAAAAAUCAAAGUUAUGUAGGCUUAUGCCCGCCUCUCGACGAAACUGAAACCUCUCCCACCAAAUCUCCUGAUUCUUUAGAGUUUAGCCCAGGAAAGGAAUCUCCCUCUAGUGAUGUAUUUGACCAUAGUACCAUUGAUGGAUUGGAAAAAGCUGCACCACUAGUCCAGACAGAGGGAGGGAAAGAGAUAAAAUCUUUACCUGUUUAUGUUAGUUUUGUACAAGUGGGGAAGCAAUAUGAAAAGGAGAUACAACAAGGAAGUGUAAAAAAAAUUAUAAGUCAGGAAUGUAAGACAGUGCAAGAGACCCGGGGAACCUUUUAUACUACUAGACAGCAAAAGCAACCUCCUUCUCCCCAAGGUAGUCCAGAAGAUGAUACUCUAGAGCAAGUAUCCUUUCUAGACAGCUCUGGGAAAAGCCCUUUAACCCCAGAAACACCCAGUUCAGAAGAAGUGAGUUACGAAUUUACAUCUAAGACACCAGACUCGCUCAUAGCUUAUAUACCAGGCAAACCCAGCCCAAUUCCCGAGGUUUCUGAGGAAUCGGAGGAGGAGGAGCAGGCCAAGUCAACCUCCUUAAAGCAGCCGACAGUGGAGGAAGCAACAACAGUUGAGCAUGAAAUGCUUAAUGAUGUGAGCAAAGACUCUAACCAAAGACCAAAAAAUAAUAGAGUUGCCUAUAUUGAAUUUCCCCCUCCUCCACCACUGGAUGCAGACCAGAUCGAGUCAGAUGAACAUCAUUAUCUUCCUGAAAAAGAGGUCGACAUGAUUGAAGUCAGUCUGCUAGAUGAGCAUGACAAAUACCAGCUGGCUGAACCAGUCAUCAGAGUGCAGCCACCUUCACCAGUUCCUCCCGGGGCAGACAUCAGUGACUCAAGUGAUGAUGAAUCUAUUUAUCAACCAGCCCCAGUUAAAAAAUACACCUUCAAAUUAAAGGAAGUAGAUGAAGACCAAAAAGAAAUGACAAAAUCCAAAGCUUCUGCUGAAAAGGAUCCCAACCAGAAAGAAUUGGAAACUAACGGAUCUGGAAGAGACACUGAAUUUGGCCUUGGCCUUGAUUCGCCUCAGAAUGAAGCUGCCCAGAAUGGGAACAACGACCAGUCCAUCACAGAGUGUUCCAUCGCUACCACGGCAGAGUUUUCUCAUGAUACAGAUGCCACAGAGAUUGACUCUUUGGAUGGCUAUGACCUGCAAGAUGAAGAUGAUGGUUUGACAGAGAGUGAUUCUAAACUCGCAAUCCAAACCAUGGAAAUUAAGAAAGAUUUCUGGAACACAGAGGGCAUUUUGAAGCCAGCGGAUCGUUCUUUUAGCCAAAGUAAACUUGAAGUUAUUGAGGAAGAGGGAAAGGUGGGACCAGAUGAAGAUAAGCCACCUUCUAAAAGCUCUUCAUCUGAAAAGACUCCUGAUAAGACUGAUCAGAAGUCAGGGGCCCAGUUUUUCACACUAGAAGGCAGACAUCCUGACAGAUCAGUGUUUCCUGAUACUUAUUUCAGUUACAAAGUAGAUGAAGAAUUUGCCACUCCUUUUAAAACAGUAGCUACCAAAGGUCUAGAUUUUGACCCUUGGUCUAAUAACCGAGGGGAUGAUGAAGUUUUUGACAGUAAAUCACGGGAAGAUGAAACUAAGCCAUUUGGUCUGGCAGUGGAAGACCGAUCUCCAGCAACAACCCCUGAUACAACACCAGCCAGAACACCAACUGAUGAAAGUACCCCUACUAGUGAGCCUAACCCCUUCCCAUUUCAUGAAGGAAAAAUGUUUGAGAUGACUCGCAGUGGUGCAAUUGACAUGAGCAAGAGGGAUUUUGUUGAAGAGAGGCUACAAUUUUUCCAGAUUGGUGAGCAUACUUCUGAAGGGAAGUCAGGGGACCAGGGGGAAGGGGAUAAAAGUAUGGUCACUGACACCCUACAGCCACAGUCAGGGGACACCACUGUAGAAACCAAUCUAGAGAGAAAUGUAGAGACACCUACAGUCGAACCUAGCCCCAGAAUCCCGGCCAGCGGAGAUUGUCAGGAAGGCACAUCCAGUAGUGGCUCCCUGGAGAAAUCAGCAGCAGCCACUAAUACCUCUAAAGUUGACCCCAAGUUGCGCACACCUAUAAAAAUGGGAAUUUCAGCAUCCACCAUGACCAUGAAGAAAGAAGGCCCUGGAGAAGUAACAGAUAAGCUAGAAGCUGUGAUGACCAGUUGUCAGGGAUUAGAGAAUGAAACUAUAAUGAUUUCAAAUACAGCUAAUAGCCAGAUGGGCGUUAGGCCUCAAGAAAAACAUGAUUUUCAAAAAGAUAAUUUUAAUAACAACAACAAUUUGGAUUCUUCCAUUAUACAGACAGAUAACAUUACAAGUAAUGUAGUUCUGACAGAACAUCCUGCCCCCACUUGUACCACAGACAAAGCUAAUCCAGUGAAAAGCUCAUCUGGAAAAAAGACAGGGAUACUACAAGGACACUGUGUAAGAGAUAAGCAGAAAGUUCUUGGAGAGCAGCAAAAGACAAGAGAAUUGGUAGGGGUUAGGCGAAAAUCCAAACUUCCCAUAAAGGCCACUUCACCAAAAGAUACCUUCCCACCAAAUCAUAUGCCAAACAUUAAAGCGAGUAAAAAGAAGCAGGUUAGUCCAUCUGAGAAAACCAGAGCUGUUACUUCAUCUUCGUGCAUAGAUGUAAAGUCUAGAAUUCCAGUGAAAAACACACACAGGGAUAACACAUCUUCAGUUAGAAAAGCAUGUGCCACACAAAAGCAAGGUCAGCCAGAGAAGGGCAAGGCCAAACAGCUUCCAUCCAAGUUGCCAGUAAAGGUAAGAUCUACUUGUGUCACUACCACCACCACCACCUCCACCACCACCACAGUUAAAGUUAGGAAAAGUCAGCUUAAGGAAGUUUGUAAACAUUCCAUUGAAUAUUUUAAGGGAAUUAGUGGUGAGACCUUAAAGCUUGUGGACCGCCUCUCUGAAGAAGACAAAAAGAUGCAACCCGAUUUGUCCGAUGAGGAAGACAGUACCUCCAGAAAUACGUCGUUGUCCGAGACUUCCCGGGGUGGCCAGCCUUCAGUUACAACGAAGCCUGCUAGAGAUAAGAAAACAGAGGCAGCACCUUUAAAAUCAAAGAGUGAAAAAGCCGGCAGUGAGAAAAGGAGCAGUAGGAGGACUGGUCCACAGAGUCCAUGUGAACGGACAGAUAUCAGGAUGGCAAUAGUAGCCGAUCACCUGGGACUUAGUUGGACAGAACUGGCAAGGGAACUGAAUUUUUCCGUGGAUGAAAUCAAUCAGAUACGUGUGGAAAACCCUAAUUCUUUAAUUUCUCAAAGCUUCAUGUUAUUGAAAAAAUGGGUUACCAGAGAUGGAAAAAAUGCUACAACUGAUGCCUUAACUUCAGUCUUGACAAAAAUUAAUCGAAUAGAUAUAGUGACUCUGCUGGAAGGCCCAAUAUUUGAUUAUGGAAACAUUUCAGGCACCAGGAGUUUUGCAGAUGAGAACAGUGUUUUCCAUGACCCUGUUGAUGGUUAUCCUUCCCUUCAAGUGGAACUGGAAACUCCCACAGGGUUACACUACAUACCACCCACCCCUUUCCAGCAAGAUGAUUAUUUUAGUGAUAUCUCUAGCAUAGAGUCUCCCCUUAGAACCCCCAGUAGACUGAGUGAUGGGCUAGUGCCUUCCCAGGGAAACGUAGAACAUUCAGCAGAUGGACCUCCAGUUGUAACUGCAGAAGACACUUCCGUAGAAGACAGCAAACUGGAAGAUUCAGUGCCUUUAACAGAAAUGCCUGGAGCAGUGGAUGUAGAUGAGAGCCAUUUUGAGAGCCAUUUGGAGGAUGUGUAUCUGAGUGAGUAUCCUCAAUACCUUGGAAGUUUGACCGGGGUCCCAAAAGAUGUUAAACCAGCAGAGCCACUGAAACAGACUAGAAAAGUAGGAGUAAGCUCUGAGCAGCAGGAGAAGGAAAAAUCUGGUCCUGAUGAGGAGAUUAUGGAAGAAAAAUUCAAAUGUCUAUUUGAAGACAUUCAACUUGAAGAAGGAGUUGAGUCUGAGGAGAUGACAGAAGAAAAAUUACAGGCUAUUCUUAAACGUGUUCAGCAAGCAGAACGGGAAAUGUCUUCAAUUACAGGUUGGCAGAAUGAGACAUCAAGUGGAAACCUAGAGUCCCCUGCUCAAGCUCGGAGAAUAACUGGUGGGUUACUAGAUCGACUGGAUGACAGCCCUGACCAGUGUAGGGAUUCCAUUACCUCAUAUCUCAAAGGAGAACCUGGAAAAUUUGAAGCAAAUGGAAGCCAUGCAGAAGUCACUCCAGAAGCAAAGACUAAAUCUUACUUUUCAGAAUCCCAAAAUGAUGUAGGAAGACAGAGUGCUAAGGAAACUUUGAAACCAAGAACACAUGGAUCUGGCCGUGUUGAAGAACCAGCAUCACCACUAGCAGCGUAUCAGAAAUCUCUGGAAGAAACUAGCAAGCUCGUACUAGAAGACCCUAAACCCUGUGUGCCUGUCAGUAUGAAAAAGAUGAGUAGGACUUCUCCUGCAGAUGGCAAGCCACGGCUCAACCUCCAUGAAGAAGAGGGGUCCAGUGGGUCUGAACAAAAGCAGGGAGAAGGUUAUAAGAUGAAGAUGAAGAAAGAAAUCCGGCAUGUGGAAAAGAAGAGCCACUCAUAACAGUGAACAGUCAGUCAAGGAUCAUGUGUUUUUUACUGCCAGUAUUGAGAAAUUCAUGGAAGAAAUGUCAGCAGGAAGUAAAAAUUCACGGAGAAGGGUGUGUGUGUUUGCUGUUUCCACACAUUUACCGCAUGUUUUUUUUUUUUUUUUUAAUGCAAAGAGAAAAAAAGAAAACACCACCCACAUUUUAAUUUAGCAUGAGCCAAUUUACAGAGCAUGGAAACUCACUUUCAUUCCCGGGAUUGGCGCGUGUGCAAUUAGCAAUGCAGUGUAUAUACAAGAAGCCAUGCUGUUAACUGUUUUUCUCAAGUAAUUUGGUGUCAUUUACAAAAGGAAGAAAUUCCUGCCGCCAGAAGGGACAGGAGGAGAUGGAAUGAUCCAGUCGUGGAGAAACACUAAAAUUACUAAAUCCACAACAGCUCGCCUUAUUUUUCUUGGACCCAAACUGUCAGGGUAUAAACACUCUUUGUUUCUUUUUUAAAACAUCGAUAGUUUUGCUGUAAAUAAUGACACUGUAUAAAUUCUAACAGAAAAAUAGAAUUAAUGUUUAUAAGGCCCUGCCUCUUAGAACACAAACAGAAUAUUGCAAAUGCAUUUAACAUAAUAGGGAUCUCAAGUGACUUCACACCCUAGGAGAAGGAGGGAGGGGUUUUGGGUGGGGGGAUCUUCACUGAUUCUUGUAUAUUAGCAAUUAUAAUGUUUGUAUAUGCAAAACUGCUAGCUUGAUUUUAAAAAAAAAAAAAAAAUCUUUAAAAUCUGCUGCAAAUUUAAAUAAUUCCCAAAAUGAGGAAUUCUGUAGUUCUGUGAAAAUUUUUUCUUCAGAAUACUAAUAUUUUGAUGCAUGUGUAUCACCUUAUUUUGAUUAAAUCUUUUCCAAUUUUGCAAACACUACAGUAUACCGCAACACAGAAAAGAAGAUUUUAUCUGUAAACAUAAAGCCCUUCAUCUAAUAUUUGUUGCUGUUGCCAAUUUUUCAAUGAAAUGACCUAAAAAAUAAAAAAAUAACCUUAUACAGUAGUUGCUUUAGGGGGAGGGGGGUGCUAUCUGUUUGUUAGUGCUUAAAAGGGGGUAAUGCUUGCCGCUUUAGAGGUGGAUGGUGCUCAUAAGAGGCCCCAGUUGGGGGUAUUUAAAAUGGACUGAACAGAAUCUCUUAGCUAAUAGAAUGGCAGCACGCUGUAAAAUUAUUCCUGUAUCGUGUACUGGCUAUAAAAUGUAGACACCUUUCAGUAAGCCAAUCAUUUGUAACCAUUCUAGCAGUGUCAUAUUAGGUUAAUAAGGCUGCUGUGUUUUAAAGGGCAUUUUUAUUUGGGUUUUGGUGAAAUUCUUUAAUUUGUUGAUUAUAUUCAUAUAAAAUCAGCAUUCAUUGACACAUAGCUCUAAUGACAUAUGUAUGAAAAACCACACACUGGAUGACCUAGUUGAUUAUUUAAGCAUAAAAUAAAUUGUGUUAAACUCUUCACCUAUCUGUGCCAUCCUGUGUUCUCUGGAAAAGGUAAUUGUCUAACCCCUUGUCUUCAUACGAGGCCUGACUAUAGCAAUCCACCCCACCAGCUGUAUUCUCACCUCUGUGGUCACUAAAGGGAUAGUCCUUAACUUCAGUUCUGCCCCUGCAGACUCCCAGCUACCAUAGAUUCUGUGCCUUUCAUGGAGGAGCCAAAAAGUAAAGAUGAACUGACAAGUAACCUUUGUCAACAUUUGGUUCAGGCUGUCCCCAAAUCCUGGGAAUUGGGGCUGUAACAGCUGGCAUAUCCAGAGAUUGUAAACUGGCAGCUCCAGGAACAAUCCAGCCUAUGGUUGUGUUUAACCCAUAAAGCACUUCUUUGUUUUGUUUUUAAAUGGACAGUCAUUGUCAGUGCUUACAAGUUAGAAGAUUUCAAGUAGUAACGUGACUUUCUAACCUCUCUUG
Trichechus manatus latirostris (Florida manatee) is the source of this 15632-nucleotide messenger RNA. RefSeq names its product ankyrin 3 (gene ANK3). Bases 80 to 13726 code for a protein of 4548 amino acids. The record is from RefSeq and is a predicted model, not a curated record. The transcript has 44 exons. Gene Ontology annotation, biological process: signal transduction. Gene Ontology annotation, molecular function: protein binding. Lineage: Eukaryota; Metazoa; Chordata; Mammalia; Sirenia; Trichechidae.